Molecule: messenger RNA, 851 nt
Organism: Trifolium pratense (red clover)
Lineage: Eukaryota; Viridiplantae; Streptophyta; Magnoliopsida; Fabales; Fabaceae
Product: outer mitochondrial transmembrane helix translocase-like
Exons: 4
Coding region: 1-327 (108 amino acids)
Cellular component (GO): mitochondrial outer membrane
Source: RefSeq, a predicted model, not a curated record
AUGGUUGGACUACCAUAUGUGGAUAACAGGGAAAAUAUAUUGAGGACCCUUUUGGCUAAAGAGAAGGUGGAUGAUGGACUUGAUUUUAAGGAACUUGCAACUAUGACAGAAGGAUACAGUGGAAGUGAUCUAAAGAACAUAUGCGCAACUGCUGCUUAUAGGCCUGUUAGAGAGUUAAUUCAACAAGAGUGGAGGAAUUCCACAUUGCUUUUUACAGUUUGGUCCUGGUGCAAUUCAGCAGGCCUUCUUUUUAGUGUGCAAUGUACUUUGUUGGGUAAAAUUAUGGUAAUACUUUGGACAAAUAAAUGUGUGGAGUAUAUAUCUUGAUUUGCUUGUGACAUUAUUUGGGAUAACUACUAACUUAAAAGGUUAAGCUGAUAGACAAGGUUUUCAAAUGAAUUUUAUGUUUUUGUCAGUUCAUUAAUCAAGAUCAAAGUGAUGUUAACUAUAUAUUUCUUUUAUUUUUGUGACCUAAACCAAGGCAAAGCAUAUGGCAUAAUGGGUAGAAAUUAUUCUGUGAUAAAUUAGUGUCAACCAUUCAUUGUAGAUAUUUUAAAUUAGACCCCCAUGCGCUUCUUUUUGAAAAGAAAACCUUAAAACAUUCUUUCAUUUUAGAACAUGGCAAGAGCUCGAUGAAACCAUUUUUGAGCACUUUGUUCUUGAUGGCAAAGGUUAAAUUUGUGAAAGAAUGAUGAAGAAUAACAAAGAGACAAGUUUGUGGGUUUGAAGUUACUUGGCAUUUGUGAGUUGGAUUAGAAAUAGUCGAAAAGCUACACCUACUGGUCGAAGACAUCGUAGUCCACAACGCGAGUGGAUUUACUGCAGUAGGAUAAAUCCUGCAGUAGUGUGCU